Messenger RNA from Acomys russatus (golden spiny mouse), 1401 nucleotides. RefSeq names its product melanoma antigen preferentially expressed in tumors-like. Gene Ontology annotation, cellular component: cytoplasm. The transcript is spliced from 3 exons. The record is from RefSeq and is a predicted model, not a curated record. NCBI's taxonomy places the organism in Eukaryota, Metazoa, Chordata, Mammalia, Rodentia, Muridae.
AUGGACUUCAAGGAACCACCCACACUGUUUGAUACUGCUAUACAGUGUCUUUUGCACCAUGAGCCUUUAGCAAUUCAAGCUCUCCAGGAGAUCCCAGGGGAGCUUUUUGUUCCAUUGUUCACUGCUGCCUUCAAGGGUAGACAUGAGAAGAUACUUUCAGCAAUGGUGAAGAGUUGGCCGUUUUUCUGCCUCCAUGUUGGGCCAUUAAGCACGCAGGAAACCCAGCGCACACUGUGGAAGGUCAUGGUUGAGAGUCUUCAGCUUUUUCCUGCUGAGAACCCAGCUUCUAGGAGGCCUAAACUGAUGAUCCUAGAUUUAACUCAGCAUCCUGGCUGCAAGACCAAAUGCCCUGAGAUCACUACUACAUGCACACCCUGUUUGCGUUCUUGCAUUUACUCUGAGCGCUCUCUCAUGAAAGUCCAAAGCCAAUGUAGUAGUUCAAGCUCAGAAUCUGAGGAUCAGUCCCCCAAGACAACUAUGGAAUUACUGGUGAGCCUUUCCCUUGAUAGUGCCUUUAGGGAAAAUGAAUUUUUUGCUUUGCUUCUGAGUAAGGUUGAGCAGAGCUUGGGAUCUUUGCACCUCUGCUGCCGUGAUUUAGGCAUUAAGAAUUUGAGUGAGUGCAAAAGUGCCUUAAGCCACCUCGAUCUGAAAUGUGUUACUUACCUGGAAGUUGUUGAGGCUUCUCUCACUAAAGUCGUCUCCCUUCUGAAGCAGGCUAUAAACUUAGAUAGUCUUAGCCUGUCUAAAAUCACCUGUAGAUCUUUCAAUAGAAGAGCCUUUAGAAAUUUCCUUUCCCAACUGAGAGGUAUGGACCACCUCAAGGAGCUCAGCCUGUCCUCAUUCUGCCUCACCGAUCAUCUUGAACAUGUCCUGAGGUAAGAGCUUGGGAUAGUACCAGCGGAUUUGGAUUUUUUACACCUGCCAUUUUGUGGACUUAAUUACAGUGACUUCAACUUUCUGUCUCAGUGCCCUCAAGUCAAUCAUUUAAAGUUGUUGGAUAUCAGCAACAAUUCAAUUUACUGGGAAGAUUGUGAACCCUUUUAUUGUCUCCUGGAGAAUCUCUGUGGUUCCUUGCAGCAUCUGGCAAUUGACCACUGCCUUUUAACAGAUGCUACACUCUCUAUUCUGGCCCCAGCCCUGAGCUGCUGUUUCCAACUCUGUUUGUUCAGCUUUUCUUCUAAUCCCAUUACUAUGCCUAUGCUCAGGAGAAUUCUUGAGUACUUAAUGCCCAUGACGCAGCUGAAAUACGUGAUUUAUCCUAUCCCCGUGCAUUGCUAUGGGAGAUGGCACGUUUGGAGCAGUUCGGAUGCACAGAAACUUGCUGAUGUGAAUGCGCAGUUGAAGGUCAUGCUGCACGAGGCAGAAAGGGACGACAUGUGUUGGAUCACUUAUACUGGUUAA